Molecule: messenger RNA, 1056 nt
Organism: Apiotrichum porosum
Lineage: Eukaryota; Fungi; Basidiomycota; Tremellomycetes; Trichosporonales; Trichosporonaceae
Gene: CCP1
Product: heme peroxidase
Exons: 7
Coding region: 1-1056 (351 amino acids)
Biological process (GO): cellular response to oxidative stress; response to reactive oxygen species; hydrogen peroxide catabolic process
Molecular function (GO): heme binding; peroxidase activity
Source: RefSeq, a predicted model, not a curated record
AUGUCUCUUCGUGUGACCCCCGUUCUCCGCAACGCCGCGCGCCGCGUGCCCAUCAUGGCCGCGCCCAUGGCUCGCCGUCACUACUCCACCGAAGCUCCCCCUCCUCCCCCCAAACAGGGCGGUGGUAACGGCCUCCUCCUCGGCCUCGGUGCCGUCGCCGCUGCCGGCGCUGCCUACUACUUCCUCUCGGACAAGGAGGGUGCCAAGCCCGCCGCCGCCAAGGACUUCAAGCCUACCCAGGCCGACUACCAGAAGGUCUACGAUGCCAUUGCCGACUCGUUCGAGAAGGAGGGCUACGAUGACGGCUCGCUCGCUCCCGUCAUCCUCCGUCUUGCCUGGCACUCGUCGGGCACCUACGACAAGAAGGACGGCUCGGGCGGCUCCAACUACGCUACCAUGCGUUUCGCCAACGAGGGCGGCCACGGUGCCAACAACGGCCUCAACAUUGCCCGCGACCACAUGGAGGGCAUCAAGAAGCAGUUCCCCUGGAUCUCGUACGGUGACCUCUGGACCCUCGGCGGUGUCGCCGCUGUCCAGGAGACUGGCGGCCCCGUCAUCCCCUGGAGGCCCGGACGCAUCGACGGUAUCGAGGCCCAGCAGACCCCCGACGGCCGUCUUCCCGACGCCGCGCAGGCCCACGACCACCUCCGUGACAUCUUCUACCGCAUGGGCUUCAAUGACCAGGAGAUCGUCGCCCUUGCCGGCGCCCACGCUCUUGGCCGCUGCCACACCGACCGCUCGGGUUACGAUGGCCCCUGGACCUUCUCCCCCGUCUCGUUCUCCAACUCGUACUACGACCUGCUCCUGAACGACAAGUGGUCGUGGAAGAAGUGGAAGGGCCCCGCUCAGUACCAGGACAAGUCUGGCACUCUUAUGAUGCUCCCUGCCGACAUGGCCCUUGUCCAGGACAAGAAGUUCCGCAAGACCGUCGAGGAGUACGCCAAGGACGAGGACAAGUUCUUCAAGGACUUCUCGAAGGCCUUCGCCACCCUUCUCGAGCUCGGCGUCCCCGCAUCGCAGAUGCCCGAGAAGGCUUGGGAGAUGAAGUCGCAGUAA